Alternaria postmessia is the source of this 2676-nucleotide messenger RNA. RefSeq lists its product as uncharacterized. NCBI's taxonomy places the organism in Eukaryota, Fungi, Ascomycota, Dothideomycetes, Pleosporales, Pleosporaceae. The coding region runs from base 1 to 2676 and encodes 891 amino acids. The transcript is spliced from 3 exons. The record is from RefSeq and is a predicted model, not a curated record.
AUGUCGGUCAUCUACAAGAGAAGCGAGCGCGAGCGCGAGUGGGACACCACGUCGGCGCGUGGAAGCGGCGCUGGCUAUACCACGGUGAGGCGCUACAAGGUGCCCGACCACAGCCUCGAGGAAGACACGUACGAAUCCGAGAUGCGCCUCGUCCACCGUGGCCGCGACGACUUCGAAGACCGCCGCUCCGUCAAAGAUUAUGUCAUUGAACGUCAUCAAGAGCCUGCUCGAGAAGUGAGACACUACCACUACACCGAACGCGAGCGCGAAGUCUCCCCUCAGCGUUCCGAGUACAGAAUUCAGCGCGAGUAUGAGCGCUCCCCGUCGCCCGCCCGAACCGAGAUUCGCAUCUCCCGCGACUACGAGCGCGACCGGGAAAUCUUCCCACGCGAACAGCAGCCCUAUGAACUGGAGAAGUACUCGAGGUCUACUGAGUAUUUCCGCCCCGAGCCGAUCCCCCAACCACCACCCCAGCCCAUCUACAUCCGCAAUGAAGCCCCCCAGCCCAUGCAGAUGCAGAUGCAACCUAUUAUUAUUCGGGAGGAGGCCCCGCAACCCAUCAUCAUCCGCGAGCGCAUUCAAGAACCAACCUAUGAGCUUGUUGAGCGCACUACUGAAGAAGACAGACAGGUCGCUCGUCCGCGUCACGAGGAAGACUAUUACUACGAGCGCAGGGUCAAGGAAAUCGACCGAGGUGGUCGUUACGACGAGAGAUACGCCGACGAGCGCGAAUAUGAUCAUCGAUGGGGAGAUAAGAACUACUACAGCGACGAUGAUAUUUACAUCCACAAAGAGAAAGACACGUGGGGUGGAAGCGAGACCCGAACUAAGCGUGAUGUUGCUGCGGGCGCUCUUGCCGGAGUUGCUGCAGGACAGAUCAUCAGACAUCAUCGCAAGAGGAAGGGUGAAGCCGCUGGAGGCAACAUCGGGAAUGCCCUUGGCUACGGCACAUUGGGUGCUGUGAGUGCUGUGGCCCUCGAUAGAUUUAACAACCGUGAUAGAUCUCGGUCUGUUUCUUCUGAGCGAGGCAGGGGCAGCCGACGCGGCAAGUCUCGUCACCGCAGCAAGUCUCGAGUAAAGGAGUUGGGCACGCUUGCCGCUCUCGCUGGUGUUGGAGCCCUCGCCUAUGCCGCUGGACAGAGGAACAAGAACAAGACGGCGGUCAAAGAGGAGACAGUCACGGUCAUAGAAGACCGCCACCGAAGCAGGUCGCGUCACGGAGGUCGAUCACGCUCUAGGAAGAGCCGAAGAAGACAUAGGUCCGUCUCAGCUGUUGGAUCUGACAGGGGUAGGUCUCGUAGCACGAGCAAACACCUAGACCCUGAGCACCGUAACAACAGAGCAGCGCAAGUCGGUCUUGCCACUGCUGCUGUAGCCGGUCUCGCUGCACGUAGCCGCAGCAAGUCUCGAAAGCGCAAGGGCAAAAGAUCGCCCAGCCGAAUCCGACAGGGCGUGCCAAUCGCUGCUGCUGGUGUCGCCGGCGCAGCUGUUACUGGACUAUAUGAGAAACGCAAGGCUAAGAAGGAGGCUAGGGCGGCAUCGCGGUCCAAAUCAAGGUCGCGCUCAAGGUCGAGGUCAGUGCUCUCCCGCCUUACCGGACGUAGCCGUAGCAGGCGUGGAAGUACAGUGAGUGAACCUGUUUUAGUAGAGUACGGUGGUGAUCCGGUAUACACCGAUCGCCCGGCCAGAAGUCGAAGCCGGAGCCGGAGCCGGGACCGAAGCCGUUCGCACCGUAGCAGAAGACGACGAAGCUCUUCGUCAUCUGAUGGUCGAAGUCGGAGCCGAAGCAAGAGUCGAGCACGAACGGUCGCAGAGACGGCGGCGGUUGCUGGUGUUGCUGGUUUGGCUGCUCAUGAAGCAGCAAAGCGACGCGACCGUAAGAAGGCCGAGAAGGAAGCUGAACGACGACGCGAGGAUGAUUCAGCCUACUCCACUGGCACCUACAGCCCCUAUGAUAGUCCCACGCCAUCCACUGCCCAUCCUAACGACUCUCGUUUCUUCCCUGAAUCGAACUACUUCCCCCCUCCCCCUACUGCUCCAGUAGACCACAACCCAAACAACCCAUACCCUCCGUACAACCCGGCAGAUUACCCUCCCCCUCCAAGCGCAUAUGAGCCAAAUCAUCCAUCACAGUUUGUCAACCCACCGCACGAAGAUCUACAUCUCGGUAAUCCGUAUGCUCCUCAACACCAACAACAACAUGAACCCUACUAUGGUCAGCCACGACGUGGGGGUGACAAUGUGAGUGCUCCAGUUCCUGAUCAUGGCGGUAACGAGCACUAUAACUUCGCUUCUGCGCGUGGUCCCGUAGACGAGCCGCGUAGCCCAAGCCCGACGCCAACAGAGGAGAAGAGCGUCAAAUUUGACCUGAACCCACAAGAGGAAUCCCCGCGGGAGCCGUCACGGGAGCCUUCGCCUGACUCUGAUAGGGAGCAUAGACACAGGGACGACCACAGCCACAAACGUCACAGACGCCGUAAAGAUGACGACCGAUCAGACAUUACGAGAGAGUCUGGUAGAGCACGCAAGAGACGUCAUAGGUCUGAGAGUCCUGGGUCUGAUGCGUCUGACGCCACCAUUGAACUCCCACCACGGUUUGACGAGCGUGGGCGUCAGCAGCCUGAGGAUCCGCUGGCGAAGCAAUUGGAGAGUGUCUUGCAAAGCAUAUUCCGAUAG